AACCUUCUCAACAUCUCCCUCAACCAUGAAUCACCCAACUCCCAUCAUGGAUAUAGCGCGGUCACUGCAGACUCUCAAGGUGGCGGACCUCAAAGUAAAAUGCAGAGAGCUCAAGAUCACAAAUUACUCGAAGCUCAACAAAUCGCAGUUGAUAGAAGUGAUCUUGGUCCAUGCCCAUCCUAAUGCUCCUAAUGCCCCAGAGCCAGCCGCAUCAUCGACCAUAGCCAGCGAUCCGACUACCUGCCCUGCGGUUGAGCCAAAGCACAAGCGCCAAAGGACUGAGUCAUCCUCGAGCUUUCCCUUACCCGAUGGACCGAAAGAGUCUUUCAAGGCUCCCCAGAAUCAAGCUUCAGCAACAUCAGCAGCGCAUGCCAUCCAUCCCCGGGCACGUCUUCCCUAUAUCACAUCGACACCUUCCCUUACGCAGCAGCCCACCGACGACCUCAACGUUGCUGCUGCUAAUGCAAGUCCCACUUCCUUUCCCACACUUUCAACAACGGGAUUGUCCGAGCAGCUCCCCGAGCCAAUAGCUUCUACUGUAUCCGCCCCGCCUCGGAAGAUCUCUUCCAAAACCAAGCCGAAAACUAUACUGCCCUCUGUGAUCAGGGAAAGGACUUUUCAGGCGCUUGUCCCAAUACCGAGACCCCCUCCGAGGACUGCGUUGGAUCAUGCCUCGGAGAGUUUUUCGAGUGAGCGCCAAGCGAGUCCAGGAAUGAGCUCUCAUGGGAGAGUGCAUUAUGUCAGCAACCACUUUCUCAACCAAGCGGCUGCCUGCCUCCACAAGUAUCGCGUCCAUCCUAUCAAUUCGCCGCCCUUUCCCUAUCCUACGACAUACCCUAUUGAGACGCGCACCUUGACGCACGACCUCCCUUUUCAAGCUAUACACCCUUCUCUCUAUACCUCAGUCUAUCCAUUCGGUGCCCUUAAAGUCGCCAUUCGGUUUUGGGUCUUUCGCCUACACACCCACAUGCAGCAGGGUUGCGGAGAAGCAUGGAGCGGAAUGGGAGGCGGCCUAGGGCUACUUGGGCCUGAUCUGAGCACUUGGCCGGCGGUUGUGAGCUGCAGAAUGGUUUCAAAGGAUGUGUGGGUUGUCGAUACAGAGUGCUCGCGGACGGAUGAAGAGUCUGUCAAUGGCGAAGUGGCGAUCCACAAGGAGCGGUUUUUGAUACUUGAAGCUACCGGAGAGGCUAUAGCUUCUGCUUCUUCAGCGCGACCUGUACAGCAACAUGAGAGUGAUAAUGUCAUUGAGGGAUGUCGAGUGAGACCCGAUUGGUUUGCGCGAAUCCAGCAGGGCGAUGCCUCCGACCCGCUUCUCCAGAUGAUUGGGACGAAGGAGGAAGAUGCGUAUCCGGCGGGGAUCUCCAAAUCAUGGCAGAGCAGGGUUGGAAAUGAUCAGGAAUUGAUGAAGACAGCAGAACGAGCUGUUCUGGCUAGCUGCGCGUUGAACAGCACAAGCGGCUGCAAGAUGACGGCUGUGGAAAUGGACGCUGAGAGCAUUGGAAAGUCCACAGUAAUUCCCAGGUCGAAGGCUGAAGAGCGCGUUGCCUUGUAUUUGCCAGAGUAAGUGCACUGAUUAUAAAACCCACUCACCGAAAGGUCUCUUCAAGUUCUGUCUGUCCAUAUCCCUCUCGAGCCGUUCCAUCCCGCCCUAGCCCAAGUCCAUCGCCAAACAGGUCACUCGCAAUACGUCUUGCGGGAUACUGGUCAGAUCGUUGGUGGCGAGGACGGCGUCGCGCCCUUGUGGCAGGGAUUGCUGGGAUGCGAUCAUGCUGGUCAGAGGGACGAUAAGCUGGCGGAAAGUUUCUGGCAAGGCUGGGAAGAAAGGUUGUUGUCAUAAAUGCGAAGAAUAGUGGGGAUCCAGGUGGAAAUGCAUCGACAAUAUGC
Molecule: messenger RNA, 1884 nt
Organism: Cryptococcus amylolentus CBS 6039
Lineage: Eukaryota; Fungi; Basidiomycota; Tremellomycetes; Tremellales; Cryptococcaceae
Exons: 3
Coding region: 26-1564 (512 amino acids)
Biological process (GO): DNA-templated transcription termination
Source: RefSeq, a predicted model, not a curated record